GACUGCUGUAGGCUGUUCGCUUGGGCGGGUCCAAAUGGACGUAUAACCCACCGAGUCUGACAGACUUUUUUCAAUAAGUACAGCCUCACUAAUUGUAGGUCAUUUCUGCAGAUCAGCGUUCCGCAUUGAGAGGAUUGAGGUUUGUCGAUUCAUUUUACGAACCGUAUCAACUGAGCCGUUUGAAGCGAGAUUUACCCCCGAAAAUAACUGGAUUAACUAAAAAGUUCAGCAUGCCUCGGUCUUUCCUGGUAAAAAAGUAUUUCACAAGCAAGAGACCAAACUACAGCGAGCUGGAAUGCCAAAAUGACACUUUGCCGGACAGAUACCCCCUGGCAGAACUUCCAGCCGUGAGCAAUGACAUUCCCGUGACUUGUCUGACCACCGGAUUGGUUUGGGAUGUCAGCCUUCUACCUACCCUGCAUGACCCAUCAUCCCCAACCACCCUCUCCGCAAACCAGGGCCCGCUGGACCUCAGCUCGCCCUCCAGUAUCAGCUGCAGCAGCAGUGGGGAGGAAGAUGAAGGACGCACAUCAGAUCCUCCGAGCCCGGAUUCGUCGGACACGUAUCAUCCCCAGCAAUCCGGCAGACCUAGACGCAGCAGUAAAAACAGAGCCGGGCAAAGGGAUGACAAGAGCGAGCCACCCGUCCCCGCAACCCGCCCAGCGUUCUUCUGUAAACACUGUCCCAAAGAAUACAACAGUCUCGGUGCCCUGAAGAUGCACAUACGCUCGCACACGCUACCGUGCGUCUGUCCCACCUGUGGAAAGGCCUUCUCAAGACCCUGGCUUUUAAGAGGACACAUUCGCACACAUACAGGUGAGCGCCCAUUUUCCUGUCCGCACUGUAACCGCGCCUUCGCCGACCGCUCAAACCUGCGGGCGCACCUGCAGACCCACGCAGACGUGAAGAAGUACCAAUGCGGCACCUGUUCUCGCACCUUCAGCCGAAUGUCCCUGCUGCAGAAACACACCACGGCCGGCUGCUGUCCAUCCACAGCCUGAGGGCAUGGGGUCACUGGGAGCCAUUUUGUAAAGGAAAGAGGAACAUUUCUGGUUUGCCAAGAGGCACUAAUUCAGGACAAAGUGCCUUGUGAGAUAAUAAUGACUCCGUGCCUUUUCUCGACGACAACACAGGACCACAAAACCGAACGUUCGAGUGGACUUGUAUAAAACAACAUGGUUGAUACAUUUCUCUUUACCAGGACUUUUUUAUACCAAAGUACCACAAAUGAAGGAGUUAUGAAUGUGUUUAGGUAUAAUAGCUUUUGGUGCCAUGCAGCUUGGAGUCCUGAACCAGGAACAACUGUUGUCAGGUUGGGGGUGGGCUUAAUAUGGUAGGGUAUGUCUCUCAGCGUGACACACACACACACACAAACAUAUGCACACAGACAGACAGCUGUUCUGUGGUGCGGAGGCAGUGUGCUAACAGGUGUCCUGGCCCUGACCGGCACAUCUCUGAUAACAGGUGGCGUCUGCCCACUUCUCUAGAAACACACUCGGAGAGAGAUCCAUAUGAGUUUAACCUGUUUUUAAGUGGGUUUUAGUGGGUUGUAACCUGCAUGCGCAAAAUUUGCCUUGAUGCCAUUGCUUAUUUUUUUACUGAAGUCUGUUCUUUGCUUUUCACAGCGUAUGAUGUACCACUCUAUAUUUUGUUUUGUUGUAUCAGGGGAUUACGUUUUAAAAUGCACUCUAGUUUACCAAAGAGUAUUGAAGUCCUGUCAUUUUAUAUUAUUGAAACCAAUGAUUGGACGGUUGAUAGCAAAGCCAUGUUUAAAAAUGUUUUCUUAUACCUCAAUGUUUUUUCUAGUGAUGAAAUGCAACACUCCUGUAUUUUACAUUCUCAGUACAUGUUUUUUCGUUUUCUGUCCACUGUGCGUAUUCAAUUUCCGAUUUAACAUUGACAUUCGAAAAUGUGCAUGAAAUUUUGGUGCAAUUUUUUCCUCUGGAUUUUUAGCGUACACUUUUUCAUAUUUUAUGUCUCUUUGUAUUUGUCCAGAUCAUUUUCAUCCAAUAAAAUAAUUUAAGUUUAUACAA
Misgurnus anguillicaudatus (oriental weatherfish) is the source of this 2033-nucleotide messenger RNA. RefSeq names its product snail family zinc finger 1a (gene snai1a). Gene Ontology annotation, biological process: regulation of DNA-templated transcription. The record is from RefSeq and is a predicted model, not a curated record. Lineage: Eukaryota; Metazoa; Chordata; Actinopteri; Cypriniformes; Cobitidae. Gene Ontology annotation, molecular function: DNA-binding transcription factor activity, RNA polymerase II-specific; RNA polymerase II cis-regulatory region sequence-specific DNA binding.